Mytilinidion resinicola is the source of this 2635-nucleotide messenger RNA. RefSeq lists its product as uncharacterized. Lineage: Eukaryota; Fungi; Ascomycota; Dothideomycetes; Mytilinidiales; Mytilinidiaceae. Bases 1 to 2373 code for a protein of 790 amino acids. The transcript has 3 exons. The record is from RefSeq and is a predicted model, not a curated record.
AUGGCUUCACGGGGCCCCUACUCGCGGUAUUCCUCUCCCGCCCGCUCUCCCGAUAUAUUCCCCCCUCAGUACGACCCAUUCGACCCCCCACUAGAUCCCAUUGAGAUGCAAAGCCAUACUCCUUCUUGGGAAACCCGUCGCUCCGCCGAAGAACCUCGAGGGCGCCGCUCUACAACAGACAUCCCUCUCACCGAUAGGAGGUCAAGAUCCGCCGUGUCCAUACCAUCCGAUUACGGUGCAGAUAGCUCGUCUGGAUAUGCGCCAAUACCUCCCGCGGCACACGCUCCCCGGAAGUCUGUGGGAGGCGCAUCUGUACAUACUUUCGGCGCGUCACUGAACUCGUUCGGCUCGACCCUCAACCCCGUCAAGACCAACGACCCGGAUACGCAAGCAUUAAUGGAUAGACGAGCUGGGGAAAUCGCAGAAUGGAGGGUACAUUGGCAGACACCGGCCACCAUGCUGGUUCUAUUCGUAGCAGGUGUCAUGGGCGCUGUGGGGCACCAUCUCUUCUACACACACCUGAAUGGGAAGCCGGCAGAGAAUCAGCUGAAGAUGGUCCGGUAUGGUACUGCUCUGGCUUUCUUUGUCAAAGCUAUGCUCGUAGGCACCGUCGUCCUAAGCUAUAGGCAGAGGAUAUGGCACACGUUCCGUAAGAAGGCGAUGACAAUCUCUGCUAUCGACAGUCUCUUCUCAGCCACAGAAGAUCCUACCCAAUUUCGUUCCUUCGAGAUGAUUCGGAACGCGAAAUUGGCGACUUUGAUGGCAAUCGCCAGUUGGUUGAUUCCGAUAGCUGCGGUUCUGUCACCUGGAUCCCUGACGUCGGAGCCGAAGGAUUUGCACAACUCCACGUUCUGUCCAGGUGUAGGCACCUUGGACUUUACAAAUGAGUCUAGAUUUAAUUUCCGGAAUGAGUCCGCGUACCCUGGAAGCUCAUUGAUAUACUACAACACGACAGAUGUCAAUGCCAAGGCACCCGGCUGGUUCGACUACUACGAUCAACCUAGCAAAAUCUCCAAGCGCCUCUCAAUUACAUCAGCAUACUUACAGAAGCCAGUCCAGGACCCACAGGCAUCGGUAAAUAACUGCGAUCAUGGCUGGAACUGCACAUAUAUCAUCCAUUUCCAAGGUCCGGGCUACAAUUGCGAAGAGAUAGCGAAUAGCAGUAAUCCCGAUGCGCAGCAGUUGAAUGACCAGGGAGCCCCAUUCAAUCUUACCGCACUUGCACCUCAAGGGAACAAUGUUUACAUGGCUAACGUAGAUGUUGGAGAUUACACCGAUCCACAGACCGAAACCAACGACAAAGGAGAGCCUGCCAACGGACCACCUUAUCCUCCCUUGCUUGGAGUUUUCCAAGCGGAGCCUAUCCUUUGGAUCGGGUACUCCAUCAACACUAGCAAGUUAUAUGACAAGUCCUCAGAAUAUUAUGCUAAGUGGGGUGGUGUACAUGAAUCAAAGAUCUUCAAAUGCGAAGCAUAUCAUACGAACUAUACCAUCCUUAUGAACUAUACCGACGCAAUUCAAACAGCAACAAUCAUGAACAGAACCUUUAUUUCGCCAAUUGUCGACACGUCUGUACAGCCAAAUGCCAGAAACGCAAGCCAGGUCGUUGCCACUCCCAGCAGCAAUUUCGUACGCCCCAACGACAAUGUUCAACUGUACAAACUCACGGCCACAUACCAUGCCAUGGGGUCUCUCGUCCGUAAUUUCCUUCGCGGCACAAUCAGCCGCGAGACUACUUUCCAAGUCACCAAAUCGGACAUUUCCGAGACUCGGUUGGUCGAUGUUAGCACUUCCUACCCGAUCAAGGACUUAAUGAACCAAACGCAAUCUUUUUUCGAAGACAUGAUAGUCACUCUCCUCAGCGAUCCCCAUCUCAUAGUAGCGUCCACGGACGGCGUGCCGUGUUCCAAAACCCGGAGCAUCAACUCUUUUGUUUACCAGGCCCGGGGCCUCUGGAUUGGCUACGCAAUCGCCGUAGCCGUGGCUUUUGUUUUCCUCCUCGUCGGCGCUUGGUCCAUCUUCCAGAACGGCGUGGCAAGCGAUACCCUUUUUAGCCGCAUCAUGGUCACGACGCGCAAUCCGACCAUUGACCGCCUCAGCGUUGGUGCGUGCCUUGGCGGCGACCCCUUCCCGGCCGAGCUGCGGAAGACGAAACUGAAGUUCGGCGUCCUACUCGAGGACGGCGAGGGGCGAGACGGCCCGUUGGGCCGGGUGGAGCAUUGCACGUUUGGCACUGUUGGCGAGACCAAGGACAUUGUCAAGCAUGGCACGUAUGCUGGUUUGAAGAAGUGGAGAAAAGAUGCCGAGGAAGAGGUCGGCGAUGUGGAAGAAAAAGACGCGCUUUUGCAGGGAUUUCAAAGAGAGUCUUUGUAGGACUGCAAGAUUUGGCGCAAUUUCUUGGAUCUGAGGCCGAGAGGGUGGAUCUCCGUGAUGAUAUAUGAUUAUAAUGAGUAAUGUUUGGUUCUGGGGGCCACUGCUAGAGGCGCAAUUGGUCUACUAACAGAUGGUAUCGGUGUUUAUAAGCGAUGAAAGACUAAGGUAUUGGUGUACAUAAUUGUACAGACUCUGUGUGUAUACGCUCUGUUUCUUGUCUAUAGCUCAGAGAUACCCGAAUGGAAGACUUGAUUUUUACUGC